Messenger RNA from Argentina anserina (silverweed cinquefoil), 828 nucleotides. RefSeq lists its product as uncharacterized. The transcript has 3 exons. Lineage: Eukaryota; Viridiplantae; Streptophyta; Magnoliopsida; Rosales; Rosaceae. The coding region runs from base 30 to 566 and encodes 178 amino acids. The record is from RefSeq and is a predicted model, not a curated record.
UCUCUCUCUCUCUCUCUCUCUCACCUUCCAUGGCAAGGUCUCUCUCCCAAACCCUCACCCUCACCCGCCGCCACCUCACCCCCAAAACGCCGUCGUCUUCCUCCUCGCGAUUCAUCGCCCUCCGCGCCCAAUCCAGCCUCCCCUUCCACCAUGACCAGACCGAUCCCGCCGCCUCCGACUCCUCCCCCGCCGUCGAUCCCCUCCUCCGCAAGCUCGAGGACGCCAUCCACCUCAUCAUCGUCCGCAAAUCCGCCCCCGAUUGGCUCCCCUUCGUCCCCGGCGCCUCCUACUGGGUCCCCCCGCCGCGUUCUAGAUCCCACGGCCUCGCUCAGCUCGUCGAGAAGCUCGCCAAUCCCUUGACCGAGGAGGAGUCCAUGUCUACCACCACCGUCCGCGGCUGGCCUUCUUCCGCUUAUUUCACUCAAGGUUCGGCUCCUCCGGUGAUGGAGGCCUUUAUUCCGAAACCUACUAGCGUGGAGCCGAAGGCUGAGAAUGUGGAGCAAAGGUUGGAUAGUGGCGAUCAUAAGUCGGAUAAUGUACCCGAGUCUGAGGAGGAAGAAGGAUGAGCCCUACGGUUUCUAUUAAGUGGCGUCUGAGGAUCAAAGAUGUAUUAAUGAAAGGCAUUUUGUCAAGGUGAAGAGCUGUGUACAGAUGCAACCGGGUUAGUUGAGAUAAAGUAGCUUCUAUCCCAAAGUUCAGUACCCAAAAUGAGCCAUUGUAAUUAUUUCCUUUUACGUAUGUAAAUAGAAGAAAUCAAUAACUCUAUCAAGUGUACGUUAUUUGUACUGACCUCCCCCUGUACAUUAUGUUGUCGGAAUUAUCAUCUAC